AUGGCUAAUUUACAGCGUAUCCUCAUCUCGUUGAUGGUCUUGUUGACCGCAACCUUUCUUUUCAUGGGUCAGACUGCGGAGGCCGCCAAAGGCCCAAAGAUCACGCAUAAAGUUUAUUUCGACAUUGAACACGGUGACGAGCCUCUAGGCCGAAUCGUCCUAGGCUUGUAUGGCAAGACUGUUCCCAAGACCGCUGAGAACUUCCGAGCACUAGCAACUGGCGAGAAGGGCUUUGGCUAUGAGGGGUCAACCUUCCACCGCGUGAUCAAGAACUUCAUGAUCCAGGGUGGUGACUUUACCAGAGGAGAUGGCACUGGUGGCAAGUCGAUCUAUGGGGACAAGUUCCCGGACGAGAACUUCAAGAUCAAGCACACCAAGAAGGGUCUUUUGAGCAUGGCCAACGCCGGUAAAGAUACCAACGGCUCGCAGUUCUUCAUCACAACAGCCAUCACCAAUUGGCUUGAUGGUCGCCAUGUCGUAUUUGGAGAAGUCCUCGAGGGCUACGACGUCGUCGAAAAGAUCGAAAACGUCCCCAAGGGCUCCGGUGACAAACCCGCCAAACCUGUCAAGAUCGUGAAGAGCGGAGAGCUCGAAGUGCCACCGGAAGGUAUCCACGCCGAGCUAUAG
This is a messenger RNA of Exophiala dermatitidis NIH/UT8656, 627 nucleotides long. Its product is annotated as peptidyl-prolyl cis-trans isomerase B. The record is from RefSeq and is a predicted model, not a curated record. The coding region runs from base 1 to 627 and encodes 208 amino acids. Gene Ontology annotation, biological process: protein folding; protein peptidyl-prolyl isomerization. The transcript is spliced from 3 exons. Gene Ontology annotation, cellular component: fungal-type vacuole; endoplasmic reticulum. NCBI's taxonomy places the organism in Eukaryota, Fungi, Ascomycota, Eurotiomycetes, Chaetothyriales, Herpotrichiellaceae. Gene Ontology annotation, molecular function: peptidyl-prolyl cis-trans isomerase activity.